AUGGCGCCCAUUACUCUCAAGAGAUUUGACAUCACGAAGAACGCUUUUCUACCUACCGAGCCACCCCUGGCUUGCCUGCCGAACACAUACUACCAGCCUUGGGAGGCGAUCGCCCAAGAUCUACCCGCGCUCAUCCGUAAUCGCGAGUUGUCGAUUGCGGUUAAGUACCUGCCAUUUCUUGACGUUGACUACCUCGCAACUGAGCCCGAGUGGAGAAGAGCCUAUGUCGCGCUGCCGUACUCGCUCAUGCCUACAUCUGGGGAGGAGAGGCACCGGAGGAGGAGAGGUACCGGAGGAGGAGAGGUACCGGAGGAGCAAAUAUCCGUCCCGCUCCGCACCGUAUCCGCACACGUCGAGCUUCCGCCGGUGCUGACCUGCGCCGCCGUCAACGUCUGGAACUACACCGUCCCGGAUCCCCGUACCUCCCUCACCGACCCCGACGCGCUCUCCGUGCCCACCACUUUCACGGGCACCGACUCCGAGGCCUGGUUCCAGAGGAUCGGCACCGCCAUCGAGGCCCAAGGCGGCCCCGUCGUCGACGCCCUGCUGACUGCCCUGCACGCCAUCCACAGCGGCGGCGACGACUUGGAACCCGUCACCGCCGCACUGGUCCAGCUGCGGAUGUGCCUCGAAAGCGCCACCCGCACCCUCGAGCGCAUGCACGAGCGCUGCGACCCGCUGACCUUUUGCCACCAGAUCCGGCACUUCUACGCGGAAUCCCGGAACCUGCGCGCCGCCGGCCUGCCGCGCGGCGUCUUCUACAGCAGCGACGCCUGCGGCGGCGGCGAGUGGAUGCGGCUGCCGGGCGGGAGCAACGGCCAGAGCGCGCUGCUCCAGCUGUUCGACGUUGUUCUGGGGAUGGGCCCCGGCUGCGGCGGCGGCUGUGGGUGCGGGCGCCGCGAAGAGUACCACCUCGGCACGCGGGCCUGCACGCCCGGCCCGCACCGGCGGUUCCUAGAAUGGGCGGCGCAGGCAGGAAGCAUCCGGGUGCUCGCGCUCUGCGUGGGUGUCGAUGUGGAGGAGCAGGCGAGGCUCAGGGCGGCGUUUGCGGGGGCGGCUGAGGCGAUGAGCGCGUUUCGCACCAAGCACAUCCAGAUUGUCACGCGGUACAUUGCCAUGCCUCUGAAAAGACCGUGGUUGGGAUCAGUGCAACGCAGGAGCCUGCCGCUGUUGCUGCCAUCAGGCCUGGGCGAUGACGGGGUCAAGGGAACGGCGGGGACGACAAUGCUCGAGUUUCUGAAAUCGUUGGGAAUGAAACGGCCCAUGCGGCUCGGUUCGCUGAGUCACCUUGAAGCUGAACGUCUAAACCGAAAGAGCUAG
This is a messenger RNA of Cordyceps fumosorosea ARSEF 2679, 1320 nucleotides long. RefSeq names its product indoleamine 2,3-dioxygenase. Gene Ontology annotation, biological process: 'de novo' NAD+ biosynthetic process from L-tryptophan. The coding region runs from base 1 to 1320 and encodes 439 amino acids. Gene Ontology annotation, molecular function: indoleamine 2,3-dioxygenase activity; heme binding; metal ion binding. The record is from RefSeq and is a predicted model, not a curated record. The transcript has 2 exons. Gene Ontology annotation, cellular component: cytoplasm. Lineage: Eukaryota; Fungi; Ascomycota; Sordariomycetes; Hypocreales; Cordycipitaceae.